Chrysochloris asiatica (Cape golden mole) is the source of this 2534-nucleotide messenger RNA. RefSeq names its product heat shock transcription factor 2 (gene HSF2). The coding region runs from base 100 to 1794 and encodes 564 amino acids. The record is from RefSeq and is a predicted model, not a curated record. Gene Ontology annotation, molecular function: DNA-binding transcription factor activity; sequence-specific DNA binding. Lineage: Eukaryota; Metazoa; Chordata; Mammalia; Afrosoricida; Chrysochloridae. The transcript is spliced from 13 exons. Gene Ontology annotation, biological process: regulation of DNA-templated transcription.
ACUCGUCUGUCACGUGCGGCCGCAGGGCCUCCCAGCCUAGCUGAGCGCCUGGCGGGGCUGGGGGGCGGGACUCCGAGAGCUGUUGCGCCUGCGUUGUAGAUGUUCUUGGGGAGCAGCUGCCACCGUCGCUGCUACCGAGACCUCUCUUUCGGGUGUAGAAUUUGGAAUCCCAGCUCCUGCUUAACAAUGAAGCAGAGUUCGAAUGUGCCGGCUUUUCUCAGCAAGCUGUGGACUCUCGUGGAGGAAGCCCACACCAAUGAGUUUAUCACCUGGAGCCAGAAUGGUCAGAGUUUUCUGGUUUUGGAUGAACAAAGAUUUGCAAAAGAAAUUCUUCCCAAAUACUUCAAGCACAAUAACAUGGCCAGUUUUGUGAGGCAGUUGAAUAUGUAUGGUUUUCGUAAAGUUGUCCAUAUCGAUUCUGGGAUUAUAAAGCAGGAAAGGGAUGGUCCUGUUGAAUUUCAGCAUCCUUACUUUAAACAAGGCCAGGAUGACUUGUUAGAGAAUAUCAAAAGAAAGGUUUCAUCUUCAAAACCAGAAGAAAAUAAAAUUCGUCAGGAAGAUCUAACAAAAAUAAUGAGUAGUGCUCAGAAGGUUCAAAUAAAACAAGAAACUAUUGAGUCCAGGCUUUCUGAAUUAAAAAGUGAGAAUGAGUCUCUUUGGAAGGAAGUGUCAGAAUUACGAGCAAAACAUGCACAACAGCAACAAGUUAUUCGAAAGAUAGUCCAGUUUAUUGUCACAUUGGUUCAGAAUAACCAACUUGUGAGCUUAAAACGUAAAAGGCCUCUACUUCUAAAUACUAAUGGAUCCCAAAAGAAGAAUCUGUUUCAACACAUAGUCAAAGAACCAGCGGAUAAUCACCAUCACAAAGUUCCACACAGUAGGACUGAAGGUUUAAAACCAAGAGAGCGAAUUUCAGAUGACAUAAUUAUUUAUGAUGUUACUGAUGAUAAUGCAGAUGAAGAAAAUAUCCCAGUUAUUCCAGAAACAAAUGAAGAUGUUAUAUCUGACCCCUCUAGUUGUAGCCAGUAUCCUGAUAUUGUCAUUGUUGAAGAUGACAAUGAAGAUGAGUUUGCCCCUGUCAUUCAGAGUGGAGAUCAGAGUGAACCAGCCAGAGAAUCCCUAAGUUCAGGCAGUGAUAGCACCAGCCCACUCAUGUCUAGUGCUGUACAGCUAAAUGGCUCAUCCAGUCUGACCACAGAAGAUCCUGUUACCAUGAUGGAUUCCAUUUUGAAUGAUAACAUCAAUCUUUUGGGAAAAGUUGAGCUGUUGGAUUACCUUGACAGUAUUGAUUGCAGUUUAGAGGACUUCCAAGCCAUGCUAUCUGGAAGACAAUUUAGCAUAGACCCAGAUCUCCUGGUUGAUCUUUUCACUAGUUCUGUGCAGAUGAAUCCCACAGAUUACAUCAAUAACACAAAAUCAGAGAAUAAAGGAUUAGAAACUACCAAGAACAAUGUAGUUCAACCAGUUUCAGAAGAAGGAAGAAAAUCUAAACCAAAACCAGAUAAGCAACUUAUCCAAUACACUGCCUUUCCACUUCUCGCAUUCCUUGAUGGGAACCCUGCUUCUACUGUUGAACAGGGGAGUACAACAUCAUCAGAAGUUAUGUCUUCUGUAGAUAAACCCAUAGAGGUUGAUGAGCUUCUGGAUAGCAGCCUGGAUCCAGAACCAACCCAAAGUAAGCUUGUUCGCCUGGAGCCACUGACUGAAGCGGAAGCUAGUGAAACCACACUGUUUUAUUUAUGUGAACUUGCUCCUGCACCUUUGGAUAGUGACAUGCCACUUUUAGAUAGCUAAAUCCCCAAGAAGUGGACUCUGUGUAUAUAUUCAUCAAAAUGAUGAAUUAUUUAUUUAAAAGUAUCAUUUGGUACUUUUUUUGUAAAUUGUUUUGUUUUGUUUAAUCAAAUACUGUGGAAUCUAAAGUACCUUUUACUUUCUCACUAACCACACACUUUUGCAAAGCUCUCAGAUGUUACUUACUCAGCUGCAUAAGUACACAAGAUUCAGUGCACAUUAUCGACACAUCGUUUAAGUUGAAUUUUCAUGGCCACUUUUCUCCAUUUGGAGUAAAUUGAAUUUCUUUUUUACAUAUAAACCCAUUAACCCGUUAAACUUUUGUUUGUUUUACUUGUUUGCUAUGUCUGAUUGCAUUGAGUGUAAGUCAUUAUAGCUAAUGGUAGAACCCUUCAAGCUUUCUCUGUUCUAGUUACUUUCAUUAAAUAUUUUUCACUUUGCUUAUUUUUAAAACUGGGAACAUAAAGUGCCUGUAUCUCGUAAAACUUCGUAUGUCUUUCUUGAUUGAGAGAAGUUCAUUUAUGUUCAGAGAAGUUCAUUCAUGUUCAACAGGAAAGGCAAAGUGUACAUGAGUGCUCGCUGUCUGAUAUGGUUCCAGCUUCAUAUGCAUGGAAGAAAGAAGGGAUGGGAUGGAGUCAACCCACCCAACUCAGUUGGAUUAGUUUUAAGUAAACAUUUAUGGUUUGUUUGUGUUUUAUUGAACCCAUACUAUUUAGUAAAAUAAAUAUAAUGAAUGUUGAGUA